AAAUCAAAAUAGCUGCGCUAUGAAAAUAUUAUGUGAAGUGCAGGUUCUAAACCGCACAACGCAAGCAAAUCGCACGCCUCGUCCUGUCAAAUCCACUCUGGCCAUUGGCUACAAGCAAAGCGCGCGUGAUUCCAACGGGAAUAACAAAAAGGAAUUGGAAAUGGUGCUAUUUACGCCACAGGCAAAAGCCGGCACACGAUAUAAGGUGCUUGACAAUAUACACUGUGUGCACACCAAAUUUGUGCUAGAUGGCAAGGCGACCAUUGGCUUCAAGCAGCCAGCAGAGAAUCUGCUCAUCAAAUGUGAUCCCAUACAGCUGAAGGGCUUCCUGCAAACCCUCAAGCUAGGCAUGGAGGGCAAAGAUGCCAUCAAUCUGAGACUGAACAUUGCCAACACAACGGCCAUACCGCAGAAAUCCCAGCCGCAGCUGCGCAUGACAAUUAACAAACGUAGCGAGUAUCCCAUCAAAGGUUUUCCGCGUACCCUCAAAUCGCUGACCAUCAAAAAUAUUCAAUUGGUGAAGCUGAGCUUCGAGAUCUGCACGCUCCGCAAUCUAACAACGCUCGAUAUCAGCGGCAACAAGCUAACCAAGAUACCCAAGGAAUUGGGUCGCCUCUCAUUGACCACGCUGCACUUGAGCAAUAAUGCCCUGGGCGAGCUGAAUGAUUGGUGCUGGCUGCGUGGCAGCAACCUGCGUGCGUCUCUCUGUGAGCUCGAUUUGUCGGACAACGGACUGAAAUACUUUCCGCCAGAUCUGGUCAAGUUGGAUCGUCUGGUUACGCUCAAUCUGAAUCACAAUAAUCUGACCUAUCUGCCCUUUGCCAUACGCCGUCUGCAGAAGCUGCGCUCGCUCCAUGUGUCUAGCAACAAGCUGGAAUCUCUGCCCGUUAGCAUUGAGGAUCUGCACAUUGAUCUGCUGGAUGUGUGGGGCAAUUGUUUCAAGGGUUUCAAUAUGGAAGCAGCCCGUAAACAAUUGAAACGCCCAACUGGCGGAUGCACGCCCGCGCAGCUUUGGCUGCAGGCGGCACGCACUGUGGCCAGCCAGAAGCUGCCCUAUUCGGAAAGCACACUGCCCGCCAUCCUCAUCGAACUCAUCUCAGAGGCGCCCACGUGCCUCUGCGGCAAGCUGUGCUAUGCGAUGGAAGCACGCGAUCUGCUGAAGCGCGUCAUGCAGCCCAAGUUCACCAAUAUCAAGAACUUGACCUACAGUCGCGAGCAUCAAAUCUACUCGGACGUUGUCAUCUGCGGCUCCAAUUGUGCUGCCUAUCAGCAGCUGAAGAGUCUAUUCACUCUACUCGUCCCUUGAUUUAGUCUAUUUCAUUUCAAUUUAUUUGUUGCCUGUUGUGAGAUGAGA
Drosophila navojoa is the source of this 1354-nucleotide messenger RNA. It is a transcript of the gene Lrr47, whose product is annotated as Leucine-rich repeat 47. Gene Ontology annotation, molecular function: protein binding. NCBI's taxonomy places the organism in Eukaryota, Metazoa, Arthropoda, Insecta, Diptera, Drosophilidae. The record is from RefSeq and is a predicted model, not a curated record. Gene Ontology annotation, cellular component: cytoplasm.